This is a messenger RNA of Solenopsis invicta (red fire ant), 1717 nucleotides long. RefSeq lists its product as uncharacterized. Bases 182 to 1543 code for a protein of 453 amino acids. The record is from RefSeq and is a predicted model, not a curated record. NCBI's taxonomy places the organism in Eukaryota, Metazoa, Arthropoda, Insecta, Hymenoptera, Formicidae. The transcript is spliced from 5 exons.
GUAUCUAUCGUACGUUUGUCAGUUUGAUUUUAAAAGUAAACAGUGAUUUAAAGUCCACUGGCUACGUCUAGAAACGUGUAAACUCGUUAUAUGUACAUUGAAACACCAGCUAACACCCUGAAAAUUCCACGAUUUACGAAGUAACUUUUUGUAAUUGGCUCUGAUUGCUUGUUUAAACACCAUGGGCAAUUACACAAGCAAGCUGUUAUUUUACACUAAUGAAAGUCGAAAGGAAUGCAUUGAACAUCAAGCAGUUAUACAACAAGCAACUACAGAAUAUAAGAUAUGCACACCAAUAUUAUCUGAGAAAAGAGUACUGAAUGAUCCACGUUCAAUCUCAGUAGGAAUUAGAAGAACUCCUAUCGAAGUCAAAUUUACUCCAGUUGGAAUAAGAAAAAAUGUACCUAGUGCAAUCCCAAAAUAUUUACAGAAAAAGCAAUAUCUUGAAACCGAUAUGGAUGCUGUAAUGCCACCUCUAACACCUGGGAAACAUUCUGUACUAAAAUCAAGAGACGAUGAUAAAUCAGAAUCUAGUGAGGAAAAUUAUUCAACACCAAACGCUAAUGUUAUGAAGAGUUCAAAAGUAAUUAUGUCAAUAGAUAGGGAGCGCUUUGUAGUUUUGGGAUUAGAUCCUAGAUCUCCAGCUGCAGAUUUCGACAGAACUCCGAUCUUAAUGCCAAAGUCUCUCGCAUUACUAAAGGCACGAUCACAAGAAAAUUUAAGUCGUAGAGGCAGUUACGAAACGGAUAUUUACAAUUGGAAUAACUCUCGUCAGGAAAUCAGUACAUCACUCAGUAUUCCAGAAAUACGGUCAUUAUCUGAUACAAUCACAGAAAGUGUGAAAAAGUUAGAUAUGGAUGACCAUGAUGAACCACAUAGUACAUCUCAAAGUGAUUCUGAUUUAAGUAUUUUUAAAAGUGGGCAGGAAAUUACAGUUAUUAAAAAUCCAAAAUAUAAGGAUGGAAAGAAAGAAUCAUUAAUCUCGGACGAACAGACAGUUGCGAUUGAUAAUGAAAAUGAUACAAAUAAGCAGGAUGAUCAUAAAAAUAUUGAAUCUAAUACAAAGGUAAGAGAUGACGAUAAAAUCAAAUUGUGGCAUGAUUCAUUGUCAUCGGAGGAAAGCGUAUCAGGUAAGGAAGAUGAGAAAGAGUUACCACGAGAAAAGGUACCGAGAGAAGAUAUAAUUAUAACAUUUGAUAACUCUACCACGACUAGUACCUCUUUAAAGCCAGUGAAAACGAAAGGAGAUUUUCGAGGAAAGGCAGACAUAAAAGGAAGAAAAAAGAAUACUAAAGUAGAUGUUAAGCUUAAUGAGGAAAAAGUUUAUAUUUCUGAGACAAAACAAGGGACUGAGAUUUAUGAGAAUCGGACACCUCUGGGUAAUCGAUCUAACAAUAGUCAAAUGCAAAAACAGCCACAACAAACGUUGAGGAAUAAAACUACUAUUAGAACAAUGAUGCAACAAGAAAAUACGCCACCGCAGUAUAAUGGAAAGACUAGAAAUGGAAAUCAAUGGGAUCAAAAUUCCACGGUUCUUAUUUAAGCAAUAUAUUUAAAAUUGAUUUAGGAUAACGAUAGGUUAAAGAUGAUAAUAAAUAAAUUUUUAGUUUAAUAUACUAAGUUUAUUCGUUAUUAACUAGUAAAAUUAUAUUUAACGCAAAUAUGUACUUUUUUGAAAUAAAUAAGCAAUUGUAAAAUAAAAUUAUUAUAAAUGAAA